Messenger RNA from Penicillium macrosclerotiorum, 660 nucleotides. RefSeq lists its product as uncharacterized. Lineage: Eukaryota; Fungi; Ascomycota; Eurotiomycetes; Eurotiales; Aspergillaceae. The record is from RefSeq and is a predicted model, not a curated record. The coding region runs from base 1 to 660 and encodes 219 amino acids. Gene Ontology annotation, cellular component: nucleus; cytoplasm. The transcript is spliced from 4 exons.
AUGCGUGUCUUGUGUCUACAUGGAAUGGGGAGCAAUUGUCGUAAAGCUGCACUACGUUAUGAGCUUGGAGAUGAUUACAGCUACGACUUUGUCGACGGGCCUGUCCUUUGGGAGAAGGAUAGAGAUCUUGAUCAGUAUGUGAUGGGAGACGAAAAUACGUACGCCAUUUGCGACCCGACGAAGCCAGAUUCCUGUAUCCAAGCAAUUGAGAACCUUGAGCAAUACAUUCUAACGGAGGGUCCUUACGACGGCGUGAUGGGGUUUAGUCAGGGUGCGAACAUUGCCCUUAGCUGGAUGAUUAAGAAGCAGCGGGAGAAUAAGAGGAACAAGACACAGCCGCUACCUUUCAAAUUUGGGAUCUUCUUUUCUAAUCCCUGGGGGGUGUACGAUGCCAACGCACUUGCGGAUGGCCAACUUGUUUAUCUAGAUCCUGCGGCCUUUGAAGGACUGAUCGACUUGCCAACUGCACAUAUCUGGGGCACGGGGGACAAGGACCGUGCAAUGGCUCAAAUGAUUAGCAAUGCCUGUGUGGCAGAAAAACGAUCGGUCUUCAUCCACGACCAGGGGCACGAGAUUCCACUCAAGAAAGACGCUGUAAUUUCGAUGGCGAAGGUCAUUAAUCGGGCAAUGGCGCAAGCUCAAUUUGUGGAGCUUCCAUAG